This is a messenger RNA of Erinaceus europaeus (western European hedgehog), 3304 nucleotides long. RefSeq names its product LAS1 like ribosome biogenesis factor (gene LAS1L). Gene Ontology annotation, biological process: maturation of 5.8S rRNA; maturation of LSU-rRNA. Lineage: Eukaryota; Metazoa; Chordata; Mammalia; Eulipotyphla; Erinaceidae. The record is from RefSeq and is a predicted model, not a curated record. The coding region runs from base 134 to 2281 and encodes 715 amino acids. Gene Ontology annotation, cellular component: Las1 complex; preribosome, large subunit precursor. Gene Ontology annotation, molecular function: endonuclease activity. The transcript is spliced from 14 exons.
CAUUGGCUGCCGGAGCGGCGGCAGUUUGGAGCGAAGUAGCACGUUGAGCUGGAGAUUGUGGCGGCAGAAGGCCUGCUGUUUUACCUACUGUCUGGUGGGAGUCUGGGGCUCGGUCAGGUCUCGGUUCUCGGGGAUGGAUCGCGUGUGGAGUGCGUGGUGCGGAAAGUGCUCCAGAGAGAACGGGCCAUCGCCGCUGUGGGGUCAGCGCAUAGUGGUCGCCUGGCUCAAUAGGGCCGAGUGGGAUCAGGUGACAGUCUAUUUGUUCUGUGAUGACCAUAAAUUGCAGCGUUAUGCCCUGAACCGCAUCACCGUAUGGAGGAGCAGGUUAGGAAACGAACUCCCCCUGGCAGUGGCUUCUACUGCUGACCUGGUACGCUGUAAGCUCAUGGAUGUAACUGGUGGCUUGGGCACUGAUGAACUUAGACUGCUGUAUGGCAUGGCGUUGGUCAGGUUUGUGAAUCUUAUCUCAGAGCGGAAGACUAAGUUUUCCAAGCUCCCCCUUAAGUUCUUGGCUCAGGAGGUGAAUAUUCCAGAUUGGAUUGUUGAACUUCGCCAUGAGUUGACCCACAAGAAAAUGCCCCAUAUAAAUGACUGCCGUAGAGGCUGCUACUUUGUUCUGGAUUGGCUCCAGAAGACCUACUGGUGCCGCCAACUGGAAAAUAGCUUGAGAGAUAACUGGGAGUUGGAAGACAAGGAAGAGAUAGAUGAAGAGGAGCAAGAGGAAGAUAAGAAUAUUGCUGUUGAUGACAUCGCAGAACAGAGACCAGAGCCUAAGGAUGAGGGGAAAGGUGCAGAACCAAAUGUCAAGGCUGAUGGAGAGAGCAAAGACAACAAAGAGGUUGAUUCACAUUGGGAAAAGGCUCUGAAACAUAAGGAACACUAUGAAAGAGUCCGAGAACUGCUGGUAUCAUAUGAAGAGGAGCAAUUUAAGGUGCUAGAAAAAUUUAGGCAUUUACCUCAAGCCAUUAAAGAAUGGAAUAUCCUGUCCCAACCUGUGGAAAGCAUUCUGGCAGAGCUCAAGGGCAUUACAUUGGAAAACAGGGAUGCUGUGCUGGAUGCUUUUCUGGAUGACGGCUUUCUUAUCCCCACAUUUGAGCAGUUGGCUGCUUUGCAAAUAGAUUAUGAAGAUGGGCAGACUGAGGUCCAGAGAGGGGAAAAUACUGGCCAAAAAUCACAAAAGAACAUGGACUUGAGUGAUGUCGUGGUGCCAAAGCCCUUCUCUCAGUUCUGGCAGCCCCUACUCAGGGGCCUGCACUCCCAGACCUUCACGCAGGCACUACUGGAGAGGAUGUUUUCUGAGCUACCAACCUUGGGUGACAGUGGGAUCCGACCUAACUACAUCCUCAGAUGGACCAUUGAGCUGAUCGUGGCUAACACAAAGAUUGGACGGAAUGCUCGAAGAUUUUCUGCAAGUCAAUGGGAGACAAGAAAGAACUGGAGGCUAUUCAGCUGCUCCACUUCACUUGACUGGUCCAGUGUGGUUGAGUCUUGUUUGAGUUCACCUUGUUGGGCUAGCCCCCAACUCCUUCAGCUCAUCUUCAAAGCAACAGGACAGGUUCUGCCAGAUGAAGAGCAGGAGAAACUGCUACGUAUCUGUUCAAUUUAUACCCAGAGUGGAGAAAACAACAUGGUGCAAGAGGGCUCAGCAAAUUCCCCCAUUGAGAAGUCUCCAUACACACUAGAAAGACUGUUCUGGAACCUCAAACCAGCUGUUUCCAGCUCUGAUCCUGAAGGAGAAGCACAGCAGCAGGAGGUGCAAAACAGCCUUAAUGCUGUUAUAGCAGAUGUUGAAGAGGAGAAAGAUGCUUUAGAAUAUCAGGAAGAAGAGGAGGAGAAAAAUGAUGUUCAGCAGCAGUGGGAGGAAGAGGAGGAGGAAGAGGAGGAGGAAGUGGAGGAGGAGGAUGACUAUGACGAUGACGACGAUUAUGAUGAUUAUGAUUAUGAUGAUGAUGAUGAUGAUGAAGACAUAAUAGAAAUGGGGCAUUUCUCUAUGGGGGAAGAGUGCUCCCCUGUUGAGAAUGCCAGGCUCUUGGCCCUGAAAAGAGGAGCUUUGCAGGGUUCUGCAUGGCAAGUAAGCUCAGAAGAUGUGAGAUGGGACACCUUUCCCUUAGGUCAAGUACCAGGUCAGACUGAGGACCCAGCUGAACUAAUGCUGGAGAAUUAUGAUACUAUGUAUCUUUUGGAUCAGCCUGUAUUAGAACAACGACUGGAACCCCUAAAGUGCAAGAAUGGGACAGUAGAACACAGAGGUCCUAACAGCAGGCCUGGCCCAAGGCCAUGACAUUGACCAUGUACCCAGGAGGCACCAAGUUUGAAAAGAAGAGGCAGUUGGAAAAGCCAGGUAAUUUGCAGUUGGGGAUGUAUCCCACAUGUUAGACAGAAAGAGAGAGAGAGAGAGGCAGAGAGGCAGAGAUAGAUAUCUCCUCUCCCCUGGGGUAAGGCUGACUGAGCACAAUGGAUAGUAUAGAGGGUGAGGUGUGAGUAGGUGGGAUUGUUAAAUUCAGAAGAAAACUGAUUUGGCUCAGUUCCCACAUGCUCUGUAUUAGUAAGGAAAACUUCCUCUGCUAUAGUAGUCAUGUUCAUACAUCCUGUUCUUUGUCUCAGCUUCACUCCUAACUUGGAUAUGUGCCUAAUUUAAGUUCCUUUGCAUAUCUUGGCCUUGGUUAUUUUGUAAACUGUUGGGUGAUGGGAGGGGAUAGGACUAAAUCAUCUCUAAGAAUUUUUUUCAGCUGCUGUAGUGCAACCAUGGAUCUGCCUUAUGGCUUUUCUCAGCUGUCACCCUUACCUACCUGGAAGGAUUUUUGACCUUCAGGAAGCAGGAGAAUGCAGAGUGCUCUGAACAGGGCCAGGGAGGCAGAGGACUAUCAUCUCUCUAAAGCAAUUUUAUAAGCCUGACUUUGGGCCCCUUAACCAGCUCUGUGGGGGGUAGGGUGGGAGGGAUCAACUCAAAGUCUUCAGGGUACCCAAGCUGUGGAGUCUGGAAGAUCUGUUAAAACAGUCACUUUCAAUAUUUCCUUUUUUGUGGAGGGCUUUGGAUCUCCCUCUCUUAUCUCAAUCCAAACAGCUCUUUUACACUGUUCUGUAACCGGGGAUCUGCUUAAAGAUUCCAUUCUCCCCUUCCUAUCUUAGGUGAAGGGAGGGAAGAACCACCCCUAGAACCUAUUUGUAGUAGUGUUUCAGAUUUAUUAGUCUUUGUAAAGUCAGGCAGAAAGAUAGGCCCUUCCUGUAGACACAUACAUUAAGCACAUCCAAGCUUUCCAGAGCCUAAAAUUGCUUUUUUCCCUGACUAACCCCUACCCUCUCU